Messenger RNA from Pseudogymnoascus verrucosus, 2348 nucleotides. RefSeq lists its product as uncharacterized. The record is from RefSeq and is a predicted model, not a curated record. The transcript has a single exon. Lineage: Eukaryota; Fungi; Ascomycota; Leotiomycetes; Thelebolales; Thelebolaceae. The coding region runs from base 257 to 2194 and encodes 645 amino acids.
GGCACAUUUCGAUCUUCCGCGUAUAGCUUUCCACUUCCAUCUUCGGACGGAGACAACAUGAAAUAAAAUUAUCGCUAGGUAUUGGAGGGGGAAGUACGCCGAGAGGUUUGCACAUGCAGGUAGGCAGGCGGGCAGGCAGGCUAACUAUGAUAUGCCAUGAUAUAAAGGUCGACUCUAGGUCCAAGAUGCAAUUUCUCAUCCGUGGCCAGCACCUUCACCUGAUCGAUCAAGCCUUUCUCCUUCCUCUUUGCAGAAGAUGCACUUCAUUCGCCUCGUUCUUGUCGCCGUCGGCGCAGCACGCCUGUCGUUGGCGGUGGCCACUUCUCGUUCGGGGCUGCUCCAACGGGCCGACACACAGCAAUCCAUCUACAGCGCCAGCCCACCCGCCCCCCCUGCGCCCGAAGAUAUCACCGUUAUUGAGCUGCCGCUGCCCCCCGUAGCUCCCAACAAUGUCAUUGGCUCUUGCACCAAAGUCAUAAACUCUCGCGGCACCGGCUGCAUCGGCAAGGUUACAGGACUCGGCUCUGGCAACUUCCUGCCCGACAACAAACAUGUCGUCGCAUCCGUCAUCUUUACCGGCGCACCAGCGGCCCCUGAUCCUCGAAGUAUCUACACGGGCCUACAGCUGAUCAUUGUCAAGGCCGACAAGACCACCUUUCCAAAUGGCGAUCCCUGGAAAUGCAUCACGUGUGGCAUGCCUCCCGCGAACCAACUGGGUCGUGUGGAUCUCAUGGACUAUCCCCAGGCAUUCAGCGAUGGCAAGCGUGUUUUGGCGGGUCCACAGGUUAUCGACUGCAGCCCCUUUCAGCUGUCUAGCAAGAAGUGCACUCCCGAUGUGACGCACAUCUACCCAAUCCGCUGGAAUACAUCCCCAACUGGCGACGGCGCUGGCGGGUCCAUACGUGAGCUACGCUUGCAUCCCGAGGACAACCACUUGGGCUUCAACUCUCUGGCCAUCGGCAGCGAUGGCAGCGUUUCGCAGGCGGCAUACAUUGGCCGCUUUGUGUUCAACAAGGCGCCUACCAUUGGAACUCCACUCUCAGCCCGCUACGAUCUUAGCAAUGUCACGGCCCUUAUAGACCCUCAGGAACGAGCCCAGAUUUAUGUUGAGGGUAACGAACUCAAGAUCAAUCAGAGUGCUAUUGGCAUUGGGGAGCUAAGGGGCUUUAGUGGAAGUGGUCAAGAGGUUACAUACAUAGGAGCACCAACCGAGUCGUGCAACAUCGACGUCUAUGCCAUACACCUGAUCACGGGAAAGAUCCGCCGCCUAACUGCACACCCCGAGUACGUCGACCCGGUUGAUAUCUCCCCUGAUGAUGCCUGGACGGCUGUGAUGGAUACGCGAGGCACUGGGCGACAGAUGUGGCUUUCCGGUAUGCGUGGCAUUCCACCCAUCGUUGACAUGGUCGCAACUGCAGCGAUAUCCUCUACUCGUAACAAUGGCGAGAGACGUUUCUUUCAGCCUUGGCUCAUCGAUCAAUACGGUGAUCGAGGUCAGUACUUUGGCCAACAGAUCAAUGGUGCCGGAGACGGCAGCCCUGGGAGCGUUAAUGAUCCCGAAUGGAAUGGCAGAGCCGAUCCAAAGUGGUCGCCUGAUGGCACGCGUAUUGUGUACUACCAGGCGCAAACCGUCUCACCGGAGUGUGGGGGGAUAAACCCCCUGCCAUGCUACAACUCUACAGAGCCAGGUGGGCGUCAAGAGCGCAUGAUGAUGGCCACUCUUACCAGUCGCAAGCCAUGCACUCGGCGAGCUCCCGUGCCAUUUGCUGAUGUCGUUCCAUGGGGUACUCCAUUCGUUCCUGGAAGCACCAUCAGUUCUCCUAGGUACAUUCCAGGAGGCAAUUAUACUCUGCGGGGCCAGGUUUCUGGCACUGCUAUGGUGGAAAUCACCGGAGGUGCCGAUAAUACCUCUAUUGAUACGAUCGCUGUCACAUACUUCAACUACUCAGACGAUGGCGCUUCCAUCCUUAAUGGAGGCGAACGGGUCACAGUCACAACACCAUACGGAGGUCAAAAUGAGGUCGACUGGUUCUCAGACAUUGUUCAGACAGGGGCAACACAUGGAACGAAAACCACUACUCCAGGUGGUUUGCAUCUAUCUGUCAACGUCUUUAAGAACCUCGCCAUCUUUACUGGUAAUUUAACUACUACACUUGACGGUACAGUCUGGUACCAACCUGCCAAUGGAACCUAAAGACGCUUCAUAAUAGAAACAAGGGAAGGCAAGUACAGGUUAAAGAAACACGAUUCGAAUUAUUUACAGGAGUAUCACGGCCUUAUUUAAUAGACGACUCUCUUUAUUCUCCUUUAUUCCAAGCUGUCCUCCUACUAUACAAUAGACAAUGAAC